Messenger RNA from Topomyia yanbarensis, 2024 nucleotides. RefSeq names its product SET and MYND domain-containing protein DDB_G0273589-like. The transcript has 2 exons. The coding region runs from base 195 to 1916 and encodes 573 amino acids. Lineage: Eukaryota; Metazoa; Arthropoda; Insecta; Diptera; Culicidae. Gene Ontology annotation, molecular function: protein binding. The record is from RefSeq and is a predicted model, not a curated record.
GGGUCCGCUUUAGACAGCGCGCAAACCGUUACUCGCGAGUAAGUUAUCGUUGGAAAUCCGAGAUGGAUAGCACGAGGUAGUGGUGUACAGAUCUGAUAUAGAUUUUUCAAGUUUAUUCAGAGAUUUAGCUGUUCAUAGCAAUUUGAAGUGCGAGUACUAUUUUAUUCGUCGCUUUCAUCGGUCAAAUUGAUAAAAUGGAUGCUUUGAUCGAGAACCUGUUAGCCGGUCUGAAAGGCACUGAGUACCAAAAGCAAAUGGAACGGGUCAGCCGGAAACCGAUGUCCAACUACACGACGCAAUUCUUUGACGAGGCUGGCCAUAUGAAGAACGCUGACGUUACCGCGUAUCGGAACUAUGUGCUGAAGAAUGGUCCUUUUAUCGAUGUCCCCGAUUUACCCAAGUGCAACAACAAAGCUGCUAAGGUUCGUCAAGUGGGAAAUCGAUUGUAUCUAAAAAAGGACUACAACGAAGCUCUGAAUAAGUACAAUGAAAGUAUUUGCUGGGCUGAGACUGGCUCAGAGGAUUUGGGAAUUGGAUAUGCUAAUCGAUCGGCAAUUUACUAUGAGCAGGAGGAAUACCAGUACGCGAUAGCAAAUAUUGCACUCGCAAAGAAACAUAAUUAUCCGCAACGUCUCUUGUCUAAACUGUUGGCUCGGGAGCAGAACUGUUUGGAAAAAAUCAGGAAUGGUCAAUCAAAAUUCACCAUCCCACCAAUUCGGAUGCCGAUGAACGUUGAUGUAAACCCUAGGAUUCCUCACCUUGCCAAAGGGAUACGAAUGGGGCAAAUUGCCGGGUAUGGUAGGAGCAUGAUUGCUGAGCGUGAUUUCAAGGCUGGCGAUGUAAUUCUCCACGAAACUCCAAUGCUGACCUCCGUCAGUCCUGAGCUGAAGUAUUUAAAUUGCAACUACUGCUCGAUUGAAAACUUUCAUAGUUUGAUUCCUUGCCCGAACUGCGUUUCGGUCAUGUACUGCGAUGAGGAAUGCCUGGAAAAAGGAACUAGCUUUCAUCGUUACGAGUGUGGCAUUUCCGAGAAGCUGCAUCAUAUUUCUUAUGGCAGCAGUAGAGUUUAUAUGGGACCAAGGAUGUUUUUCUAUGGAUUGUCGUUGUUUGACAAUCUAGAAGAGAUGAUGAAGUUCUGUUCUACUCACGAUAGAACCGGGGCAAACCCGUUAACUUUGGAUUACACUAACGAUUGCCGUUUAGAAGAAUUUAAGAUCUUUCACCAAGUGAAGCUACCAACGAGUAAUUUUCUAUACGAGGAUUCAUUCCGCUUCUAUGCAGCUGUUUACUAUUCUGUCUACAUCAAUCAUCCAUUAGUUAAGUCAAUUUUCACAAAUCAAGAGACUAAAAAUUUUAUGCUCCGCGCGAUGUUAGAUUAUAUGCGAAUCAUUGGUUUUCUUGUCAUAGGCCGGUCGGAGAAUUUCACUAAUCAACUGCAAUCGCUAGCGUCGGUUUUCAAUCACUCGUGCGAUCCGAACACGGUUGCAUCCUAUCGGUCUGGUCAACUCAAAGUAAUAGUUUUACGACCAAUUUCCAAAGGCGAGCAGAUUUUCAUCUCGUACGGACCGUUGUACGAUAAACAUAGCGAUUCCGAGCGCAAGCAAAUUAUGGCCAUGUUUCAUUUUGAUUGUGUCUGUAACAUUUGCGAUCGAAAAAAGUACAAAUCUUGGCUGUUAUCGGGUAAAAGAACCCCUCCGAUACCCCGGAAACACAUGACAGUCCUGCAGAAGGUAGUCGAAGGAGACAAUGAUGCGGCAAAGUUGAACGCGAUGCAACAGUUUGUUCAGCGCUACGCGUGUCAUCACCCGGGAGAGGACAUCGAUAGUGCUAUAAACAUGUAUCGGAGUUUGCUGAAUAUCACGAUUAUGGUAGAGACUGACGCCCUACUGCGGGGCAAGAUUGCCAAGGGCAUUUGACUCUUUUUAUUGUUCGAUUUAAAUGUCAUAAUUUGACUAUAUUGAAGGAUUUUUUUUAAAGUUUGUUCAUCAAAGUUUCGUAGCACAUUGAAAUGAAUUUAAUAAAUA